Molecule: messenger RNA, 930 nt
Organism: Colletotrichum spaethianum
Lineage: Eukaryota; Fungi; Ascomycota; Sordariomycetes; Glomerellales; Glomerellaceae
Product: putative endonuclease LCL3
Exons: 5
Coding region: 1-930 (309 amino acids)
Biological process (GO): carbohydrate metabolic process
Molecular function (GO): cellulase activity
Source: RefSeq, a predicted model, not a curated record
AUGGCUGCGUCAGGUACUGGCAAAUCCACAAGAUACUGGGACUGCUGCAAGCCAUCUUGUGCGUGGGCCGGAAAGGCAUCCGUUAACCAGCCGGUCCUGACUUGCGACAAGAAUGACUCCCCUUUGGACCCUGGUGCAAAGAGUGGCUGCGAGAGCGGCGGCUCUGCCUAUACAUGCACCGGCCAAGCCCCGUGGGCCGUCAAUGGCCUCGUCUCCUUUGGGUUUGCGGCUACAGCCAUCAAUGGCGGCACCGAGGCCAGUUGGUGCUGCGGCUGCUAUGCCAUCACAUUUACGUCCGGCAAGAACAAGGGCAAGAUCAUGGUAGUUCAGUCAACCAACACAGGUGGUGAUUUGGGCAGUAACCACUUCGACAUUAUGAUACCUGGUGGUGGUUUAGGGAUCUUUGACGGCUGCACAAGCGAGUUCGGUUUCCAGUUUCCUGGUGCUCGUUAUGGCGGUGUCUCAAGCCGCAGCGAGUGCUCUGCUCUACCUGCCAAGCUUCAGAGUGGGUGCCAAUGGAGGUUCGACUGGUUCAUGAACGCAGACAACCCCGACUUGUCCUUUACCCAGGUCCAGUGCCCAGCAGAGCUAGUGACUCGGUCGGGUUGUCGCCGCUCUGACGACGCCAGUUUCCCUGCCUUUCAAAUGCCGACCAACACCAAGUGGGAGCCGCCGCAGUCCACGGAGGUGGCGGGGCCGAACGAGCAGUGUGACAGCACUACAUGGGAUGCCCAGAAGAAGUCCCACGGCAUCAUCUUCAUUAUCAAGUCCAGGAGCAUUUUCCACAACAAGCACGAGCACCAGCUUGCGAUUAUCGACGACGUCGGUUUCUCGACCAACCACGACAACCAUCUCCACAUUCUCAACCUCGGUUGCAUCAACAACUCCCAUCCCAGCGGGAGGAACGGUGCCUGUUUGGGCUCAGUGUAA